AUGACUUCAGUCAAUCGACCUACCACCUAUUCAAGAAACCUCCCGAGAAACCGCCGUGGCUCACUUCACUCUCUUGAUGGCUUGCAGUCAUCUCUCCCUCGCAAGAACUUGGAGUCAAUGUCACGAUCAGAACUCUUGGAAGCAAAGGAACGACAUGAGCGUAUGCUCCGCCACAGGUCGGUGGUGCAUACACUUCCUGACAAAGGAGCCAAGAUCAAGCAGAGUAUUCGCCAAAUCGACUUGUUGCUAAAUACCGAUACUAUGGAUAUGGAUGCUACUAGUACUACUACCACUACUACUACUGCUGCUGCUGCUGCUGCUGCUGCUACGAGUGCCUGUACAGAUGAGAGUGAGGGUUUACUUUGUCAACUUGCCAAUCUUAAUUUCAAUACUCCACGCCAGGAAGCUCGUCGCCGAGGCAUCGCUCGUACCAAUGCAAGAGCACGUCGUCAAAGCAACACCGAUCUUUUCUCAAUCUACGAUGAAAACUGGGUCCGUGCCAAAGUGCGUAUGAUUGGCUUUGAUGAAUCAUUACAACUUGAGCAAGAUCGCCAUCAACGCAAACAAGAUGAAGCAUUAUGCUCAUCAUUGGAUCACAUGCAUAUUGACCGUGACGACAAGUUGGACGAAGCAGAAGAGGAUCACUAUUAUCAUCAUCAAGCUGUUGCUACGCCUUCCUCCAUAUCCACGCCAAUGAUGAUGUAUGACCCCAUGUAUCAUAUUCGAUCCCCUUCAAGUUUACGCAACGAUGACAAUUACGAUGGUGAUGAUUAUAGUCAUGAUUACGGUGACCAUGAUGACGACGACGAUGAUGACGAUGACCGUCUAUGA
Messenger RNA from Lichtheimia ornata, 831 nucleotides. RefSeq lists its product as uncharacterized. Gene Ontology annotation, molecular function: transcription elongation factor activity. The transcript is spliced from 3 exons. The coding region runs from base 1 to 831 and encodes 276 amino acids. Gene Ontology annotation, biological process: transcription elongation by RNA polymerase II. Gene Ontology annotation, cellular component: nucleus. NCBI's taxonomy places the organism in Eukaryota, Fungi, Mucoromycota, Mucoromycetes, Mucorales, Lichtheimiaceae. The record is from RefSeq and is a predicted model, not a curated record.